Molecule: messenger RNA, 970 nt
Organism: Neolamprologus brichardi
Lineage: Eukaryota; Metazoa; Chordata; Actinopteri; Cichliformes; Cichlidae
Gene: snrpb
Product: small nuclear ribonucleoprotein polypeptides B and B1
Cellular component (GO): nuclear speck
Molecular function (GO): RNA binding
Source: RefSeq, a predicted model, not a curated record
UUCAUCGCACAGGGGGAAUCUUUUCGGCGUUGCCACAGUUUCCGGUCGGCUGUGCGUCAUUUCCUGUAGUUCCUGUUAAAGGCGGCCUGGCGGGAUCUCCGUGGGUCAGAAUUUUUUAAUCCGGUGUGAAUCAGAGCCAUCGGAAUCGCAAACAUGACGGUGGGGAAGAGCUCAAAGAUGCUGCAGCACAUUGACUUCAGGAUGAGGUGCAUCCUGCAGGAUGGGCGGAUCUUCAUCGGCACCUUCAAGGCCUUCGACAAACACAUGAACCUCAUCCUGUGUGACUGCGACGAGUUCAGGAAGAUCAAGCCAAAGAACUCGAAGCAGCCGGAGCGUGAGGAGAAACGUGUUCUGGGUCUGGUGCUGCUGAGGGGGGAGAACCUGGUCUCCAUGACGGUGGAGGGCCCGCCCCCUAAGGACACGGGGAUCGCUCGUGUCCCAUUGGCAGGCGUGGCCGGAGGGCCAGGCGUGGGGCGGGCAGCAGGUCGCGGCGUUCCCGCUGGCGCUCCGAUGCCUCAGGCACCAGCUGGCCUUGCGGGGCCGGUCAGAGGUGUGGGCGGACCAUCGCAGCAGGUGAUGACGCCGCAGGGUCGAGGGACGGUUGCCGCCGCAGCAGCAGGCGCCAGCAUCGCUGGGGCGCCGACCCAGUACCCACCUGGGCGAGGGGCCCCGCCCCCCAUGGGCAGAGGAGCCCCGCCUCCAGGUAUGAUGGGACCGCCCCCUGGCAUGCGACCACCAAUGGGUCCUCCAAUGGGCAUGCCACCUGGUCCGGGUCGCGGCGCUCCAAUGGGUAUGCCCCCCCCAGGCAUGAGGCCUCCUCCGCCGGGCAUGAGAGGACCACCUCCUCCUGGGAUGAGACCUCCCCCACGGCCCUGAAGAGGCUCCACCCCUUCACACUCACCUGUUGUAUAGAUUUUUUUUUUUUUAAACUUCUGGUUUGUGUUUUUUAAAUAAAGUUUUUCAGUGUGAC